GGUCCCUGCUGGUGCCUGUCAGAGAGGCUGGCGGCAGUGGCGGCUGUCGGGGCUGGGUUGUCAGCCAGAGAGAGGAGGGAAGAUGGCUCGCCCGGACCGGUGCUGCUAGGAGGAGAGGGGCAGGUGGCGCGGCUGCGGGCGGAACGCAGUCGCCCGGUCGCCGUGGUCGCGGUGGUCGCGAGGCGAGGCCGCGGCCGGUCCCGGAGCUGCUCUGAUUGAAGGUUCGGAACAAAUGUGGAAAGAUGUUCACCUCAGAGCUAGGGGUUGUGGAAGAAUGGCUGUCAGAAUUUAAGACACUCCCAGAAGCAUCUUUGCCAAAUUAUGCCACAAAUUUGAAAGACAAGAGUUCUUUAGUUUCAUCUCUCUAUAAAGUUAUCCAGGAGCCACAAAGUGAGUUACUCGAGCCUGUGUGUCACCAGCUCUUCGAGUUCUACCGCAGUGGGGAGGAGCAGCUGCUGCGCUUCACUCUGCAGUUCCUCCCAGAGCUCAUCUGGUGCUACCUCGCCGUGUCGGCCAGCAGAAGCGUGCACAGCAGCGGCUGCGUCGAGGCCCUUCUUCUAGGGGUCUACAACCUGGAAAUAGUUGACAAACAGGGACAUAGUAAAGUAUUGAGUUUCACAAUUCCAUCCUUAUCCAAACCAUCUGUAUACCAUGAACCGUCCAGCAUCGGAUCUAUGGCUCUGACUGAGAGUGCGCUCUCCCAGCACGGCUUAUCCAAAGUUGUGUACAGUGGACCCCACCCUCAAAGGGAGAUGCUGACAGCACAGAACAGGUUUGAAGUGCUGACAUUCCUUCUGUUGUGUUACAAUGCUGCUUUAACCUAUAUGCCCAGUGUUUCUCUUCAAUCACUAUGUCAGAUUUGUUCAAGAAUCUGUGUCUGUGGGUAUCCCCGGCAGCACGUAAGGAAGUUCAAGGGCCUAAGUAGCAGGAUACCAAUGUCAUCCGGAUUCAUGGUGCAGAUGCUGACCGGAGUCUAUUUCGCCCUAUACAAUGGAGAAUGGGAUCUAGCUCAGAAAGCAUUGGAUGAUGUUAUCUACAGAGCCCAGCUGGAGUUAUACCCAGAGCCACUGCUGGUUGCUAAUGCAAUAAAGGCUUCAUUGCCUCAUGGUGCUAUGAAGUCUAAUAAGGAAGGUACAAGGUGUAUUCAAGUUGAAGUCACACCAACUUCCUCUCGAAUAUCAAGAAACGCAGUCACCAGCAUGUCAAUAAGAGGCCACAGGUGGAAAAGACAUGGAGAUACAGAAUUAACAGGUCAAGAAGAACUGAUGGAGAUAACUGAAGUUGACGAGGGAUUUUAUUCCCGGGCUGCGUCUAGCACCAGCCAGUCGGGUCUAUCAAACAGUAGUCACAACUGUAGUAACAAGACAAGUGUAGGGAAGAACCAGAGACGGUCGGGAGGAAGCAAAGCUGGAGCGAAGGAGAGAGAGACUGCAGGGGAAUCUUGCAGGGAUCACUUUGCUCGCAAACAAACCCAGAGAGCCCAGAGCGAGAACCUUGAGCUUCUCUCUCUGAAGAGACUGACCUUAACCUCCAGCCAGUCCCUGCCCAAGCCCAGCAGCCAAGGCUUGGCCAAGACUGCAGCCACUGUGUUUAGUAAGUCCUUUGAGCAGGUCAGUGGUGCGCCAGGCCCUCACAUCCCCUCUCCUGCUAUUGUUGGCUGUGUGGCUGGGGCAGAUGCUCAUAGGUUUUCUGCUUGUAGUCUCCAAGAAGAAAAGCUUAUUUACGUGUCGGAAAGGACUGAACUUCCGAUGAAGUACCAAGCAGGUCAGCAGGGACCUCCUAGUAUUAGCAUCACUUUGUCCGCAGAUUAACUUGUAAUUUAUUUUUCUCCUGUAAUCAGUGAAGCUGGAAAAGUGGCUUUGCUCCCUUAUGAAAGUAGCCAGUCCUUCAUGCCUGGUCCUGGCAGGGGCCUGGCGUCUUGAAUUCUGAAGGCUCCUUUGACUCUGAAAGGAAUAAUGUCUAGCCUGCAGUAAGCUAAGAUAUGGUCUUAUUCUUUCUUGAGUACACUUCUCCCCUUGGCUUAAGUUCUUUAUUCUUUUAUUCCGCUUUCUUUGUUAUUGUUGCUCUAAGAUUGUCAGUGCGACAAUAAAUUUUUGCCAGUUGUCUGAGUCAGUUACAUUCUCAGUGAGGUUGUUUUUAGUACCUUGUAUUUUGAUGGUUGUGUAUUUGCCCUGGGAAGUCAAAGAGAGUCUCCGUGUGAGAGGACUGGGCUGUAGAGAGUCCAUGACAUCAU
Messenger RNA from Acomys russatus (golden spiny mouse), 2233 nucleotides. RefSeq names its product hyccin PI4KA lipid kinase complex subunit 1 (gene Hycc1). Gene Ontology annotation, biological process: phosphatidylinositol phosphate biosynthetic process; protein localization to plasma membrane. Gene Ontology annotation, cellular component: plasma membrane. Lineage: Eukaryota; Metazoa; Chordata; Mammalia; Rodentia; Muridae. Bases 243 to 1811 code for a protein of 522 amino acids. The record is from RefSeq and is a predicted model, not a curated record. The transcript has 11 exons.